This is a messenger RNA of Didymosphaeria variabile, 942 nucleotides long. It is a transcript of the gene MTR3, whose product is annotated as 3'-5'-exoribonuclease. Gene Ontology annotation, biological process: poly(A)-dependent snoRNA 3'-end processing; rRNA catabolic process; U4 snRNA 3'-end processing. Lineage: Eukaryota; Fungi; Ascomycota; Dothideomycetes; Pleosporales; Didymosphaeriaceae. The record is from RefSeq and is a predicted model, not a curated record. Gene Ontology annotation, cellular component: nuclear exosome (RNase complex); cytoplasmic exosome (RNase complex); nucleolus. The coding region runs from base 1 to 942 and encodes 313 amino acids. The transcript has 2 exons.
AUGGCAGCGAAUACGGACAGGAGAAGGAUCAAUGCGCCCAGCGGCGGCACCUCAGCGCCGGUUUUCGCCAAGACGGUCCUGGAAUCUGGUUACCUUCAAUCGCUACGGCCAAACAGAACAAGAGGACCAAAUGAGCUACGAAAGACUUUCCUUCAAACCGGCAUUGUACCCUCUGCGUCAGGCUCCGCAUACCUCGAAGUUCCCACCGCAUCGUCCUCGCAGUCCACCCUAAUUCCACCUACCUCAAGCCUGAAGAUCGCUGCUUCAAUCCAAGGCCCGAAGCCCCUCCCCCGCAGUGCGCCCUUCUCCCCGACUCUUGUACUCACGACCACCGUAAAGUUCGCGCCAUUCGCUACCAGACAUCGGAGAGGAUACAUUCGCGAUUCCGCAGAACGGGAUCUUGGCGUACAUCUGGAGACAGCUUUGAGAGGCGUCAUAAUUGGCGAAAGAUGGCCUAAGAGUGGGGUCGAAGUUGUCAUCACCAUCCUUGAAGGGGAUGAAGAUGCAUGGUGGGGCGACAGCGGCGCUGAGGGUGGAGCUGGUAGUGGCUUUGGUCUGCUCAACGUGCUAGCUGGGUGCAUAACCGUUGCGAGUGCGGCGAUCAUGGAUGCAGGCAUUGACUGUGUUGACAUGGUCGCUGGAGGAGUGGCAGCGGUCACAGGAGAUGGACAGAAAGUCCUGGACCCUUGUCCAGCGGAACACCAAGAUCUUGUCGCAGCUUGCGCAGUGGGCUAUCUGGCAUCAAGAGACGAGAUCACAGAAAUAUGGCUCAAAGGAGACGUCGGCGCAGAUCCUGACGAGCUCAUCGAAGGUGCUACGCAUGCCGCUCUGGGAAGCGUGAGUGUGUUAAGAGAGGUGCUGCUCGAGAACAUGGAGGCGAAAAUGAAUAUCACCAAAGAGGGAUCAAAAAGGAAGCUGGAAGACGUCGAAAUGACUGGUUAA